UCCACAUCGAAGUUGUUGCAGCAUGAGGUUCCAAUGCUAACAAGACGUGUACUUCAUUGUGUACGGGCCUCCAGGCAGGUCCGGUCGCUCAAGCAAAUCAGCAGAAAUGGCAUUCUGCAACAACGCUCCGCGAGCACAGCUUCGGGACAAGCCGCAUCAACAGUAUCAUCGCAGUCCUCGGCUUCACAGCUAGCAGUCUUCACUGGCGAGUUGGACAAGCUAUCUCCUCGCUUUGACAUCAGUGCGGAUUCAAUACAAAUCUUGAAAUCACCCGCAGAGUUCUAUGAGACCUUGAAGACAAAAAUCAGAAAUGCAAAAAGACGCGUAUAUCUAUCUACCUUAUACAUUGGGAAAAGCGAGCACGAGUUUAUCGAUACCAUCCGACAAGCUUUAAAAUCAAAUCCAGAUUUACAAGUGUCGCUAUUGACCGACUAUCUCCGCGGGACCCGCGAAGCGCCCAAUCCAUCAUGUGCAAGCCUUCUCGCAUCGCUCAUCCAAGAGUUUGGUCCCGACCGUGUCGAGGUCCGUUUGUACCACACACCCAACCUCACUGGAGCACGCAAAGCGAUUCUGCCCAAACGAAUCAAUGAAGGAUGGGGCCUGCAACACAUGAAGCUGUACGGCAUUGACGACGAGAUCAUCAUGUCCGGAGCCAACCUCUCUGAUGACUACUUCACGAACCGACAGGACCGGUACCAUGUCUUCAAGUCAAAGCCCAUCACGGAUUACUUCUCCGAGCUGUAUCGUACCAUAUGCGACCUUAGUUAUCGAGUAUCACCGUCUGACAAGGAGGCGAGCGGGUUUAUCGCAGAAUGGCCUUUACAGAACGUCCAACCAGAGCCGCUCAAGGAUCCAAGUGGUUAUAUCAAGGCAGCAAGCAAGGUACUGCUGCCUUUAGCUAGCCCACCAAGCGUAAAGACAACGCAGCCGGAGACAGACACUUCCGUCUAUCCACUUGUACAGCUGACACCGCUGCUCAAGCCGGAUAAAUCCACGGAGUUGCCGGCUCUGACGGGGAUUCUGCGCACCCUAGGUACCCCAGAGUUCGCGGGAUCCAAGUGGACUUUCACGGCAGGCUACUUCAACAUGACUCCGGAAGUGCGCAAGCUGCUUUUGAAGACCAAGCCUGCUUCUGGCACAGUAGUCGCGGCCUCACCAUGGGCAAAUGGAUUCUACGGCAGCAAAGGAGUCAGUGGUAUGUUGCCUGCUGCAUACAGUCUCCUAGGUCGGCGCUUCCUAGAUGCUGUAUCGAAAGCGGGUCUCAGUAACCAGAUAGCCGUGAAAGAAUGGCGCAGAGGCACGGUAAACACACCUGGAGGCUGGACAUAUCACGCGAAGGGCAUCUGGGUGACAUUGCCACAAGAACAAAACCCCAGCAUCAGCUUGAUCGGAAGCUCGAACUACACGAAGAGAAGCUACUCGCUAGACCUGGAAGCAAACACGCUGAUUGUCACACGAAACGCUGACCUUCAACGACGGCUCGGAGCAGAGCAGAAGUGGCUUCAGGACUAUGCCACACCCAUGACACAGGACGACUACGCAAAGACAGAGCGUAGGGUCGGGCUGCAUGUAAGAUUAGCGAUGUGGAUUGUAACAUUAGUCGGGGGAGCGUUGUAGAGAAAUACAUCUGGAAUUACAAGCAUUGUAUACGAC
Cercospora beticola is the source of this 1653-nucleotide messenger RNA. It is a transcript of the gene PGS1, whose product is annotated as CDP-diacylglycerol--glycerol-3-phosphate 3-phosphatidyltransferase. Gene Ontology annotation, biological process: cardiolipin biosynthetic process. NCBI's taxonomy places the organism in Eukaryota, Fungi, Ascomycota, Dothideomycetes, Mycosphaerellales, Mycosphaerellaceae. Gene Ontology annotation, cellular component: mitochondrion. The record is from RefSeq and is a predicted model, not a curated record. Gene Ontology annotation, molecular function: CDP-diacylglycerol-glycerol-3-phosphate 3-phosphatidyltransferase activity.